Molecule: messenger RNA, 1210 nt
Organism: Funneliformis mosseae
Lineage: Eukaryota; Fungi; Glomeromycota; Glomeromycetes; Glomerales; Glomeraceae
Source: the annotation of a GenBank genome assembly
AUGUCACGAAUUGAUGUUGGACAUCUUCGCGUACUUAGUAAAGAUCAUAUUUACGAAUUUGGUCCAAAAGAUUCACAAUUGAAAAGUGAAAUCAAGAUCGUCAACGAUUCUUUUUGGAUUCGAUUAUUGUUAUUGAGUGAUUUGGGUUUUGCUGAGGCAUAUAUGUUAGGAGACGUGAUUUGCGACGAUUUGGUUACUCUUAUUAAGAUUUUCGUAGCGAAUAGGUCACAUCUUGACGACCUUUCAACAGUUCCUUCAUAUAUCUUUAACACAAUAAAUUAUGUUAUGAAUUCUCGUUUCGCCAAUACAAUUUCCAAUGCUAUUAAUAACAUUUCGGCUCAUUAUGAUAUAAGCAAUGAAAUGUUUGCCGCAUUCUUAAGCCGCGAUAUGACCUAUUCUAGUGCCGUAUUCGCAAGUGAAGAGGAACCUUUAGAGGAAGCUCAAUAUAGAAAACUGAGAAUGAUGAUUAAAAAGGCGAAAAUCACCAAAGAUGAUAACGUUUUGGAAAUCGGCACUGGGUGGGGUUCCCUUGCUAUUGAGGCUGUGAGGUUAACGGGAUGUCACGUUACAAGUUUAACGCUUUCAAUCGAGCAAAAGAAUCUCGCCGAAGAACGUAUCGCGAGUGCGGGAUUCUCGGAUCGUAUCAACGUGCUGUUAUGCGAUUAUCGCAAUUUACCCGCUUCACAUCAAUUUGAUAAAAUUAUAAGUAUUGAAAUGAUUGAAGCGGUUGGUCCACAAUAUCUAUCAACAUACUUUGAAUGUUGUGACAGAUUUUUGAAAGAAAAGGGGGGUAUUGGUGUCUUCCAAGUUAUUACCAUGCCCGAAACAAGAUACGAUAGAUAUUGCAAAGAAGUUGAUUUUAUAAGGAAAUACAUUUUCCCAGGAGGUCAUUGUCCAAGUGUGACGACCUUGGUGCAAGCCAUAGCCAAAGGUUCCAAAGGCAGGCUUAUUGUUGAUCAUCUGGAAAAUAUUGGACCUCAUUACGCACGUACAUUACGAUUAUGGCGCGAAAGGUUCCUGUCAGUAUUUGAUGAACUCAUUCAUCCUGCUUUAUUAAACAGUUGGCCUAAUAUGAGCCCAAGUGAGAUUGAAAUAUUUAAAAAGAAAUGGGAAUUUUAUUUCGCUUAUUGUGAAGGAGGUUUUGUUACCAGAAUUUUAGGUAAUGUUCAAGUUGUCGUAACUAGAGAAGGUAAUGAAGCUUUCUUGGAUG